CUGAGCUACCACGGCUCUACGAGGCGUGUCUACUCUAAGAAAAAAUACAUAAAUAUUAUUAUCGAUCUGAACACUAAAAUGAGUGAUAGCAGUGAUUCGGUAAAAACCGCGGGAUCAACGGCAAAGUCAGAAAAAGUGACCAUGCGGCGCGCUCAACGUGUGCGCGUCCCUACAGAAGACGAACGUGAUAAAAUGGCGGACGCACGUAAAAUUAACAUAAAGGUGCCUCCAUUUUCUCCAGACGACCCGGAGAUUUGGUUUGCACUACUAGAAAGCCAAUUCGGUUUGCGUAACUCUGGGCAAACUUUCCAAAGGUUUGUUGAUGAGAUGACCAGAGGCCUCGAUUUCUGCUACUGUUUUCUCGACGAUUUCCUUGUCUUCUCGAAAACAGAAGCAGAACAUCGAGACCACCUUCACCAACUGUUUAACCGAAUGAAGGAAUACGGUAUCCUCAUAAACUCGUCAAAAUGUGUCUUCGGAGCUAGCGAGGUGUCAUUCUUAGGACACCAUAUCUCAGAAGCCGGUUCUAAGCCUUUGAACUCAAAAGUCGAGGCCAUACAAAAUUUUCCACCUCCGAAAACCAUACGCCAGCUAAGGAGAUUCCUGGGCAUGGUAAAUUUUUACAGGCGCUUUCUACCAAAUGCGGCUAGGAUUCAGCUGCCGCUGAAUGCUUUACUUUCCGGUUUGGUCAAGGCGUCUCAACCGAUCGAUCUCACCGGGGAAGCAUUAGCUUCCUUCAAUGAGUGCAAGAACAGCCUUUCCCAAGCUGCUCUACUCGCACACCCUGACUGCAACGCCAAACUUGCUCUGGUAACAGAUGCAUCAGAUUUGGCUAUGGGUGCAGUUUUGCAGCAGUUUAAGGAUGGUUUUUGGCAACCUCUUGCUUUCUUUUCUCGAAAGCUAAGUCCUUCCCAAAUGAAGUACUCACCAUAUGACCGUGAGCUUUUGGCGAUAUAUGAAAGCAUAAAAUACUUUCGGCACAUGCUAGAGGCAAGGCACUUUGUAGCAUAUACUGAUCAUAAGCCGCUCAGUUACGCUUUUCAUGAUAGGAAAGUCAACUGUUCGCCUCGUCAGUACCGCUACCUCGAUUACAUCUCGCAGUUUACGACCGACAUCCGCCACAUUUCGGGCAAGGAUAAUGUCGUGGCUGACACCUUGUCUCGAAUCGAGGAACUGCAAAUGCCAAUCGAUCUAGAUCUACUUGCAAAAUCCCAAGCCUCUGAUGCGGAACUGACUGAUAUCUUGAGCAGUGAAUCAUCACUUUCACUGCGUAUAGAACAGUUCAAGCUUCCGAACAGUAGCUCGGAACUAUAUUGCGACGUGAGCACACCGUCACCUAGACCAUUUGUGACAAAGCCCUUCCGUAAAAAACUCUUCGAUAGUCUUCAUAACCUCAGCCACCCAGGCGUCAGAGCGUCAACCAAACUUGUAGCGGAGCGGUUCGUUUGGCCUGGGAUGCGUAAAGACUGUCGAGAGUGGUCACGGAACUGUCUGGCGUGUCAACGUGCAAAGGUGCAUCGCCACGUGUCAUCUCCCUUCGGCACGUUCGAUCUACCCAAGGCACGUUUUUCUUUUAUCCAUGUGGACAUAAUAGGCCCACUGCCCCCAUCACAGGGAAAUCGAUACUGCCUCACCAUCGUGGACCGUUUCACACGCUGGCCCGAAGUCUCGCCAAUGGUCGAUAUGACGGCUGAGACCGUUGGAAAGGCUCUGAUAUCGUGGAUAUCCAGAUUUGGAUGUCCAACUGAUAUCGUAACGGAUCGCGGACGACAGUUUGAAUCCACCCUUUUUCAUUAUUUAGGAAAAAUGAUUGGAUUCAAACAUCGAAAAGCUACCGCGUAUCACCCAGCGUGUAACGGUAUGGUGGAACGGUUUCACCGGCAACUAAAGGCAGCAAUAAUGUGUCACGCAGACAGCAACUGGGUAGACACAUUGCCUUUAGUACUGUUGGGUAUUAGGUCCUCUUAUAAAGAAGAGCUUAAAGCUUCGUCGGCAGAGUUGGUAUACGGAGAGCCCUUACGUCUUCCAGGGCAAUUUUUCCAACCAGUUGCUCUGGAUAACACCGAUUUAUCAGAAUUUACCACUCGCCUUCGACAGCUCACCCAGAAGCUAUCACCGACACCUGCCACACGUCACAGUAAAAACAACAUCUUUGUACAUAAAGAUUUAAAAGUUUCAACGCACGUAUUUUUGCGAGACGAUGCCUUAAGAGGUGCAUUGCAACCUCCAUAUUCUGGCCCUUACGAAGUGGUCGAACACGGGGAUAAAACAUUUAAAAUAUGGGUAAAAGGGAAAGCUGUAACAGUAUCGAUAGACCGUCUUAAGCCAGCCUAUAUACUGACAGACCCCUCACCAAAUUCCAUCCCUACUUUUUAUCCUCAACCUGUCCCUAAACCGUCAGAAUCCACCGAUACAGCAGCAACUCCUGUCAAGGAAAACGUUAAACGUACGCGCUUGGGGCGCGUUGUACGUUUCCCUGAUUUUUAUCGCCCGUAG
This is a messenger RNA of Parnassius mnemosyne (clouded apollo), 2496 nucleotides long. Lineage: Eukaryota; Metazoa; Arthropoda; Insecta; Lepidoptera; Papilionidae. The record is from the annotation of a GenBank genome assembly.